AUGUAUGCAAACAUAAGAAUUUUAGUAAUUCUGGUGCUUACGUCACAUCAGAGUUGCUUUGGAUAUUACAUCAGGAAUGCGGAGGAGUCUUCGGCCACAAAAAAUGUGGGUGCUGCUAAAAAUCGCAACGAUGAAUGGGGAGCAUUCCAGAAUACGCUAGGACUAUCUCAAGAGAAAGUUGAACUACUGAAGUCACAGAAGGAUCAACAGGGCACAAAGGAGUUGCUCAAUCGAUUCAUCAAGGAAAACCCAAAGUACCUAAGUACUACCAAUAAGAAUACAAACACAAAGGCGGUUAAACGACCAGGUUAUCAAUUCAAUCGACUUCUACGAGCAUUGGUGAAGAAUCUGAAGAACUCGAACCGAAUGCUGAAGACAUCCUUCAAUUUCGAGCUGGCCGACAGACCCUUGAAGCCAUUGAAACGCUCUCGUCGCAAGAUUGCCGUCAAGAUGGUGUCGGACAUGUCCUCGGAACGGGUUGAUCAUCUAAUUAAAAUGUUCUACGACAAGCACAACAUUCAACCCUCGGACUUCUAUAAUGAUAGGAUUAAUGACUCCAAUGACGAUGGUGAUUACAGUGAUCCGGAGAUGACACGGCGGACACAAAUGGACGCUGAUUUCGAUUCGGAAUACGACUACGACAAUCUCUACGACGACGAACGUGACGUUGCCUUAACUGCCAAAUCCAACCAGAACUUGGAAUAUGGUUCAUUCCAGGAUCUCAUUCUUCAGGCGAAAAGAAAUCAAUGGGAGCAGGAGAGUGAGGAGACAAAGUUGCAUAUUCCCCAUAAUGAUCAUUUCAUUUGA
Molecule: messenger RNA, 807 nt
Organism: Drosophila innubila
Lineage: Eukaryota; Metazoa; Arthropoda; Insecta; Diptera; Drosophilidae
Exons: 2
Coding region: 1-807 (268 amino acids)
Source: RefSeq, a predicted model, not a curated record